AUGACUACCUAUUUAGAUGCUGCUCCAGGGGAAAUAGAGUGCUUAAGAGAUUUUGGUAAUCAUUAUGUCUGUAAAGGAAGAAGAAGCAUAGCAUUAGCUGCUACUUUACUGAAACAAGAUGAAAUUGUAGCAUUUCCAACAGAUACAAUAUAUGGUCUUGCUGGUGUUGUAUCAAGCAACACUUCCAUUGAAAAACUAUAUAAAAUUAAGGAUCGUGAUGAAAACAAACCAUUAUCUAUUUCUAUUAGUUCUGUGAAACAUAUAGGGCAUUGGGGCAUCAUAGACCAUAUACCAAGAGGUUUAUUGACAACAAUAUUACCUGGACCAUAUACAAUUAUCUUGAAACGAACACAAAAUUUAAAUCCUGCUUUUAAUCCUAAUCAUGAUACUGUAGGCAUUAGAGUUCCACAUUUCAAAUUUAUAAAUUGUGUUGCUAAGAUAGUAGGACCAUUGGCACUAACAAGUGCUAAUGUAAGCAAUGAACCAAGUUGCCUAUAUGCAUCAGAAUUUGAACAUUUAUGGCCUAGGUUGGGUGCCAUAUUUCACGAUAGCAACAGAUUUGGUACAUCAGUGCAAAGUCUAAGGAAAGGAUCUACAAUUGUAGAUUUAUCUGAACCAGAGUAUUACAAAAUUGUUCGUUUUGGAGUUGGAGCCAAGUCACUGAUUUCGUUUUUAAAUUCAGUAGGAUUAGAAUGCCUCGAAGAUUAA
Habropoda laboriosa is the source of this 708-nucleotide messenger RNA. It is a transcript of the gene Tcs1, whose product is annotated as yrdC domain-containing protein, mitochondrial. Gene Ontology annotation, cellular component: cytoplasm. The transcript has a single exon. Bases 1 to 708 code for a protein of 235 amino acids. The record is from RefSeq and is a predicted model, not a curated record. Gene Ontology annotation, molecular function: tRNA binding; nucleotidyltransferase activity; double-stranded RNA binding. Lineage: Eukaryota; Metazoa; Arthropoda; Insecta; Hymenoptera; Apidae. Gene Ontology annotation, biological process: regulation of translational fidelity.